AUGCACUUCAAGACCACCCUCCUCGUUACCCUCUCGGCUCUUGCUGUUGCCCAGCAGUCUUCCCAGGCAGUGGGAAACCCCGCCACUGGCUACCUCGAACAGACCAACUCCGGCGGCGCCAUCACUGGCCAGCCUGAAGCCGCGACCUCGCAGCAAGCUGCUGCCACGUCGCAGCCCUCCGUCGUCACCUCUCAGGAGGCCGCAGCCUCUACCCCCGCCGGUGCCUCGUCGGGCCUCAUCCCCUCCCAGACCUCCGGACAGUCGACCCUGGUCACUUCCACCGGUGCCUCGUCCUCCGCUGGUGCUUCCUCGACUGCUACCUUGACCUCUACCGCUACCAAAUCCACCUCUUCUUCGGGCGAUGAUGACUCUUCGUCCUCGUCCUCCUCGUCUAGCUCCGGCUCGGCUAGCUCGUCUACCGCCGAUGGUGCUGCCGCCGUUCCUACUGCGGGCUCUGUUGGGUUGACCGUUGGUCUGGCUGGUGCUGCUUUGGCUGCUUUACUGUAA
Molecule: messenger RNA, 507 nt
Organism: Aspergillus chevalieri
Lineage: Eukaryota; Fungi; Ascomycota; Eurotiomycetes; Eurotiales; Aspergillaceae
Product: putative GPI anchored protein
Exons: 2
Coding region: 1-507 (168 amino acids)
Source: RefSeq, a predicted model, not a curated record